Molecule: messenger RNA, 1265 nt
Organism: Diachasmimorpha longicaudata
Lineage: Eukaryota; Metazoa; Arthropoda; Insecta; Hymenoptera; Braconidae
Exons: 2
Coding region: 1-1155 (384 amino acids)
Source: RefSeq, a predicted model, not a curated record
AUGUUGAGAAGGGAGAACUCCUGCGCAAAAUGCGGAAAUUCUUCAAAAAAGCGCAACGUCUUUUACCCUAAUGUGUGGACGACGUUGAAGGCCGAGCUUAUCCUUCGGGAACGACUCACGCAGCCUAACCCCAUUCUUUAUAUCUUGUCGGUUUCAGAAGUGAAACAGAAAGACAAAGAAAAUGAGGACGGGAAUAUUCCCACUUUGCCAGACGGCAAUAUCACCGCUGGGGGUCAGAAGAUCCAGAGUGGGAAUUCAGUUCCUGAAGUGCCUGACACACCUGCGCUAGACGCAAUUGGCUUGAAGCCUCCUUCUGUACAUCCAACACCUCCACUUGGGAAGGUGGGAUCUCCUGAUCUUGUUAUUUUGGAUGAUUCAGAAGCAAUAACCCUAGAUCCUGACAUCUUGGAGAUUUUGGGCGCAGACCCUUCAAAACCUCCGGAUACAGAAAUCUCCCUUCAUGGGGAUCUCGAGUCGCGCUGGAGUUUUUGGCUAUCCUCUAACCUCCAGAAGGAUGAACUGACCAAGCUAAUGGAGCGUUAUCCUCGUAAGUCCACCAAGUGUCUUUUUGAGGCCCCAACGCUCAAUCCGGAGAUUGCUUCGAUCUCGACAGAGGCUUUGGUCCAAAGAGACAAGAGGUUUUGUGCCUCUCAAAAUCUCUCCGGUUCUGCUCUAGUCGCACUAGGGGUAGCAAUUUCGAGUUUGCUCUCGGAAGAUGAUGUCGACAAGUUAGCCUUGAUCCAGAACUUGUACGACGCGGGGAAAAUGAUGACCCAAGUUCAUCAUGGCUUUUCCUUAACCAGACCUGCGUUCAUAUCGUCCAGUCUGAAUAAGCAAGUGCGCAGCACUCUGGAGGCUACGACUCCGGUUAAACACCUAUAUGGUUCUAACCUUUCUGAAAAGGUUAAGGAGGUCAAAACCAUGGCUAAAUUGGGUCAAGAUCUCAAAGUCACUGCUCCUCCACCGAAGAAACAAAGGUCUUUAAACUCGAAGAGCCCGUUUGUAUCGUGGAAAAAGCAGACGGGCCAGAGGCCGCGGAUUCCAGCCAGAUCAACCUCCAACACCAGUCGGAGGCCAUCCUCGAAACGCUCUGUCAACCCUCAGUCGACGUCAACGUCGGCAAAGUCAUCCAAUACUCAGGAGAAGAAGUGGUAAGAUCUGCAGGCUCGCUCAGGCAUUUUAUUUCCAAUUGGACAUCAAUUUGCUCUGAUGCUUUUGUCCUGGAGUGUGUGAAGGGAUACAAAAUCCCCUUCAUGUCUGUUCCU